Messenger RNA from Lutzomyia longipalpis, 4521 nucleotides. RefSeq names its product ATP-binding cassette sub-family C member 4 (gene Cftr). The transcript is spliced from 7 exons. The record is from RefSeq and is a predicted model, not a curated record. The coding region runs from base 186 to 4241 and encodes 1351 amino acids. Lineage: Eukaryota; Metazoa; Arthropoda; Insecta; Diptera; Psychodidae. Gene Ontology annotation, cellular component: membrane. Gene Ontology annotation, molecular function: ATP binding; ATP hydrolysis activity; ABC-type transporter activity. Gene Ontology annotation, biological process: transmembrane transport.
GGUGGUACGUCCGCGGUGGAAUGUCAUCAACGCGACUGGCGAGCGGAUUAACACAAACCUCGCCAAAUGAGUUUAUUUCUCAGUGAAAUAAAAUAGAAGCGGGCGCGUAGUCCAUAUGAAAGCAACGUACAAUCCCUCACUGCAGUUAUCUUGGAUCUGAGAAAUUCAUAAAUUUUUUUCAGGGCAUGGAUUCUUCGCGGAAGCCGGUGAAGGAGAAUCCACGUGCGGGUGCUUCAAUCUUCUCCCAGUUGUUCUUCACGUGGACCAUUCCGGUGCUUUUUCAAGCCUCACGGCAGGGACUCUCCACGGAUGAUCUCACAGAAUGCCUGAAAAAGGAUCAAUCGGAGAGAUUGGGAGACAAGCUUGAGCAGGAAUGGGAGAGGGAAUGUCAGAAGGCAGUGCAGGAGAAUAGAAAACCAAAUUUGAGAUCAGCAAUUAUUCGUCUCUACUUCUCACCGUGUGCCUUUGAUGGAUUCCUCCUUUUCCUCUUCACAAUCAUCAAGUCCUGCUUACCCGUGGUCCUGGCACAAUUUCUCCUGCAAUUCCAACGUCCACCAACGACGGAAUUCCUCGUGGGAUUGUCCCCGAGUGAUCAGCUCAAUAGAACAGUCCGGUCAAUUGCUCAAAACACCUCAGAAAAUACUCUCUUCAAUCCCCCACCGGAAGUGAGCAUUGAGGGAGAUUCCUCAGACAUCCCAAUGUCCACAAAAUCCCAAUGGACGUCUGCAGUGUGGAAUGAUGCCUACUGCCUUGCAGCUGGUGUUGUUAGCUUGACCUUCGUGGCUUGCGUGAUCAGUCAUCAUGCGGAUUUGCGCCUGAGGAUGCUGGGAGCGAGGCUACGUAUUGCCUGCUGUGCCCUCAUCUACCGGAAAACACUGCGAGUAUCCAAGAAAGCUGCUGGACAGACCUCCACGGGCUACUUGGUUAAUCUUCUCUCCAAUGACGUGAGCCGCUUGGAUUUUGUCUUUCAAUUCAUGCACUACGUUUGGAUACUUCCCUUCCAGUCCGUUCUUAUAAGUUACCUCAUCUGGCGUCAAGUAGGCCUGGCAUCCCUGGUGGGUGUUAUAGGUCUCCUUUUGAAGACAAUUCCCGUACAGACGGGCCUCAGUCGCCUCUCAUCCAUUCUCCGUGACAAAGUUGCCAAGAGAACCGAUCAUCGAGUGGGGAUUAUGAAUGAACUCAUCCAGGGAAUUAAGCUAAUUAAAACCUACGCCUGGGAGAUUCCCUUCCAGGCAAUAGUCGCAGAAGCGAGACGACGGGAAGUGAAGCAAAUCCGUUGGGCUUCGUACAUUCGUGGAAUUUACCUCAGUACCAUGGUCUUCACGGAGAGAUCCACUCUCUUCAUCACAAUUGCCGCCUGCAUCUACCUUGGCUAUCCCAUCACAGCUGAUGUUGUCUUCUCCAUGGCGCAAUUCUUCAACAUUCUCCAGCUGACGGCUGCAAUCUUCUACCCAUUGGCGCUAAGCUUGUGGGCCGAAGCGAGUGUCUCAGUGGUGAGAAUUGGGGAUUAUUUGCAAUUUGAGGAGCAGGAAGAAGUUGUCCCGGGGCUGAAGCACAGAGAUGAGGCAAAAGGCGCCGAGGUGACCGUUGAACUCAAUCAGCUUUCAGCGACGUGGGAAGAGUCGGCGAGAACACUGCAGGAUGUGAAUUUUAGCGUUAAACCCGGACAAUUGUGUGCUAUUAUUGGCCCAGUGGGAUCUGGGAAGAGUAGCCUGUUGCAGCUUCUCCUAGGCGAGAUGCCCAUUCACACAGGAACAGCCACUCUCAAUGGAACUGUGUCCUACGCAUCGCAGGAACCGUGGCUCUUUGCGGGAUCUGUGCGGCACAACAUCCUCUUUGGCCAGACGUAUGAUCGUCGUAGGUAUCAAGAGGUUGUCCGGCACUGUGCGCUCGUGACGGAUUUCGAGCAACUACCGCAUGGCGAUCAAACGAUGGUGGGCGAAAGAGGUGCCGCACUGUCUGGUGGACAGAAGGCGCGAAUAAGUCUCGCACGAUGUGUGUAUCGUGAAGCAUCGAUCUACCUACUUGAUGAUCCAUUGAGCGCCGUUGACGCCCACGUGGGCCGACAUCUCUUCGACGAAGUAAUCGGCCCAGACGGAUGCCUUGCGCGCACCAAGAGCACGCGCAUUCUCGUCACACAUCAGGUGCACUACCUCAAAGCAGCUGAUUGGAUCAUAAUCAUUGAGAAUGGGAAGAUUUCGCGGCAGGGAAACUACGCUGAUCUCUCAAAUAGCAACUUGGACUUUGCUCAAUUGCUGCAGAAGGAAGAGCGUUCGCCGGAGAAGUCGCUUGACCUGUCACAAACAUCCCUUGAGCCCGAUAGUGAUGAUGAAGAUAUUCCCUUUAUUGAUGGAUACAUUGGACCCAAAAGAUCUUCUUCGGAAUCUUCCAAGCAGAGCAAAUUGAGCUCAACAGACGCUGAUGAGGAUGAAGAGAGAGAAGAUAAAGAAGAUCAAGCUGAAGGGAAUGUUUCCUUUUCCGUGUGGAAGCGAUAUUUCUUUGCCGGCAGCAAUUGCUGUGGAUUGUUGAUUCUGGUCACUGUCUUUAUCUCUUCUCAAGUUAUCACGAGUGGAUCGGAUUAUUUUGUCAACUUUUGGACUCAACAAGAAUACUUGAGAAGCCUGGACCAUGAAACGCUGUUCACAACGGAAGAUUGCCUCAUCAUCUACGGACUAUUGAUCCUUGGAGUUAUUUGUAGUACAACAAUUCGUGGUUGGAUGUUCUUUAAUCUCUGCAUGAGAGCCUCAAAGCAGCUGCAUAAUAAAAUGUUCGGCAGUAUUCUCCAUUCAGCAAUGAUUUUCUUCGAUGCAAAUCCAUCCGGGAGGAUUCUAAAUCGCUUCUCACGGGACAUGGGAGCUAUUGAUGAGAUGCUCCCGAAGGCAAUGAUGGAUGCAAUUCAAGUUGGUUUAGUGAUGAUUGGCAUUUUGGCCAUGGUGAGCAUUGUUAAUCCCUUCCUCCUGGUUGCCCUCGCUAUUGCCGUUGUCCUCUUCUCCAUGGUACUCAAACUCUAUCUACCUGCAUCUCAGGAUCUCAAGCGUCUCGAAGGAAUUUGUCGUAGUCCAAUCUUUUCGUACGUCUCUGCAAGUCUUGCGGGUUUGUCGACAAUUCGCUCGUCACGAAUACAAAAUAGAAUCUCCAGCGAAUUCGACAGCCUUCAGGAUGUUCACAGUGGUGUGUGGCAGGUGACGUACACCACAAACACUGCCCUCGGACUAUGGCUCGAUUGCAUCAGCACUGCCUUUGUGGCGGCUGUAACGUUCAGUUUCCUCGCCUUGCAUGAAACCUUCAGUGGGAACGUUGGCCUGGCCGUAUCGCAGGCUCUCAUUCUCACAGGGAUGGUUCAGUAUGGCAUACGCCAGACUACGGAGUCUCUGCAGCAGAUGACAAGUGUUGAGCGUGUCCUUCACUACACUGAUCUCCCGCCAGAGAGAUCCCCCGAAAGGAAGGCACCGGAGAAAUGGCCAACAAAUGGGGUGAUUGAAUUCAAGCAAAUGUCCCUGAUUUACAAUCAAUUCGAAGGGGCUGUACUGCGAAAUCUCAAUUUAACCAUUGAAGCUGCCUGGAAGGUCGGCAUUGUGGGACGUACGGGUGCGGGGAAAUCCUCCCUCAUAAGCGCCCUUUUCCGCCUCUAUGAAAUUCAAGGAGAAAUCCUUAUCGAUGGCAUUGAUACGGGAACAAUCGCUCUUGAUCAAUUGCGUUCGUUCAUCUCCAUCAUCCCACAGGAUCCGGUUCUCUUUUCAGCCACAAUUCGCUACAAUUUGGAUCCUUUUCACGCCUUCAGCGAUGCACAGAUCUACCGGGUGCUGGAGGAUGUGGAGCUGAAGCAUGUGGCUGAAAAUCUCGAUUAUAUGGUGCUGGAAGGAGGGACGAAUUUCAGUGUAGGUCAAAGGCAAUUAAUCUGCCUUGCUCGAGCCAUUCUACGCAACAAUAAAAUCCUCGUACUUGAUGAGGCUACGGCAAAUGUUGAUCCACAAACUGAUGCCCUUAUUCAGAGAACAAUCCGGGAAAAAUUCCGGCACUGCACAGUCCUCACUGUAGCCCAUCGAUUGAUCACAGUGAUGGAUUCUGAUCGAAUAAUUGUAAUGGAAGCAGGAGAAGCACGAGAAUUUGACGUACCGCACCUCCUUUUGCAGAACGAACAGGGACUUUUGCGUGAUAUGGUUGAAGCUACUGGACCAAGAGAGUCCCAAACACUUAAGAAAAUCGCAUCAGAUACUUAUCAGCGACAAAAUGAGAAGUAAUUUUUCUCAGGAUUUACCCCAAAAAAAAAACAAAGUUCUUAUGAGAUAUUUUUGUAGUUUAGGAUUAGAAGAUUAAUGUAUACCACCUCUUUAAAAAAAAACCCUCGAAGUUAACCCACUUACUUAACUUUUAAAAAAAAGCAUUAAGAAAGCAUUUUUUAUGCUACAUCAGAGUGCCUUUAGAUACUUUUUUUGUGUGGAGAGAAGAGUUUUUUACAAAAAAUUAUAUAAGCGGCCUGUUUAUUAUACACAUUAAAUGAAAUACAGGGAAAUGAAAAAA